Penicillium oxalicum is the source of this 1293-nucleotide messenger RNA. Its product is annotated as MmgE/PrpD family protein. The transcript has 3 exons. The coding region runs from base 1 to 1293 and encodes 430 amino acids. Gene Ontology annotation, molecular function: lyase activity. Lineage: Eukaryota; Fungi; Ascomycota; Eurotiomycetes; Eurotiales; Aspergillaceae. The record is from RefSeq and is a predicted model, not a curated record.
AUGACUUCCCAAAAUAUCCCGCAGGAAGCUGUGAUCAAUUCCCGAACAGAGCGAUUGGCUAGCUGGGCUGCGAAUCUCAAGUUCACCGACCUUCCAGAUGAUGUCGUUCAGAAAACAAAGGACUUUUUUGUGGAUUGGCUUGGGUGUACUAUAGCAGGGCGUUGUCAUCCUGCGGUUCGAGCCAUUUCCAAAUUCGCAUCGCAUAUGGGACCCGCGACUGGGAAAAGUGAAUUUGUGGAUGGGUCUCUGGACUUUACGACGAGUGCUGCAUUUGCCAGCUUGGUGAAUGGUGCAUCGUCCCAUGUCGUUGAGCAAGAUGAUCUUCACAAUCGAAGUAUUAUGCAUCCGGCGACUGUGGUAUUCCCUGCGGCCCUCGCCGUAGCUCAGGAUGUAGGUGCUACUGGAGCGGACUUUAUCACAGCUUCUGUGGUUGGCUAUGAAGUGGGCUGCCGGGUGGGUGAAUAUUUGGGCAAGAGUCAUUAUGAGCGCUUUCAUUCCACAGCAACAGGCGGAGUCAUCGGAGCGGCAGCCGCCACAGCACAUCUACUCAGGUUAGACACCGCGCAGAUGCUGUCUGCAAUUGGAACGGCAGGCACACAGGCAGCAGGGCUAUGGCAAUUCCUGAUGGAUGCCACUCAUUCGAAGCAAGUCCAUACUGGGAAAGCAUGCUUUGACGGGAUUUUUGCCGCAUACACUGCUCGUGACGGGCUUCUCGGGACCAAGGAUAUUCUUGAGGGAUCCCGUGCAAUGGGCGCUGCAUUGGUUCCGGGGACUACGAACCCUGAUGCUAUUGAUGGGGAUCUCGGCAAUGACUACGAGAUCCUCCGGUCCAGCUUCAAAUGGCAUGCAUCGUGCAGACAUACCCACCCCAGUGCUGAUGCAUUGCUGAAGCUAAUGAGCAACCACGGCGUUGUCUUUGAGGACAUCGAGUCGGUAGUUACUCGAACCUACCAAGCCGCUAUCAAUGUACUGGGUAUGACUGGGCGGGGAGAAACUGUACAUCAAAGCAAGUUCUCCAUGGGCUUUGUGCUUGCCGUUGUCGCCAAAAAGGGACAAGCGAUGAUCACCGACUUUACGGAAGACGAUCUUGAGGACAGCUCCUUGAGAGAAUUCCAACAACGUGUAAAGAUGGAAUUGGACCCAGAGAUUGAUCAAGCCUUUCCUGAAAAGUGGAUGGGAAGUGUCAUUGUCAUCACGAAAGAUGGAAGGUCCUUUACCGAAUUGGUGGAGUUUGCCAAAGGAGAUCCGGAACUUCCUCUGACCAGGUAUGAGAACCCCCUCCCAGACAAAUAG